AUGAAACACGUUUCUUCAGCUGUCCACCAUACUAUCCAAAACUACCAGCUCACAUCCAAAUCGAAGCUGUACCGGCGGCUCACGCCGAAAAAUGAAAAAAAAAUCGCCGAAACCAUCGUUUCGAACAACCAGGCCAAGCAGUUGAUGGAAUUGAUCAACAAAAGAGACUACUACACCAAGCGCAUCUACGAAUUGCUCAAUAGUGCCGGAGAGGAAACAGAUCCUCGGCUCAUAGACGAUCUUUCCGAAGCAGAACACUACUUGGAGCGCAGGUUCACCCGGCAAGUGGAGAAAAUGGACCAGGUCAAGGCACUUAUCGAGAAACAUCUUCGGUUCCAGAAGGAAAAGACGGCAGAGCACAAGGCGAUUCUCGAGAAGUAUGCCGAUAAGGGCCAAAGCUACCAGGGCCUCUCGAAACUCAAGAAGUUGAAUAGCAAUGCUGAGAGAGACCGGAGUGUGGCCAAAGAAAAGGAGCUUGCUUCAUUCUACAAGGAAGUGAUGCAGAUGCAGAAACGGUAUGCGGCCGAGUCACAGGCGAUGCUCUGCGAGCUACAGGUGCCUUUUUUCGCUGGCGGAAACAAGACAGACGUGGCAAAACAAGAGCAUGUUUUGCAGGUACUAUACAAGUUGGCGGACGUCAAGUAG
Messenger RNA from Clavispora lusitaniae ATCC 42720, 645 nucleotides. RefSeq lists its product as uncharacterized. NCBI's taxonomy places the organism in Eukaryota, Fungi, Ascomycota, Pichiomycetes, Serinales, Metschnikowiaceae. The record is from RefSeq and is a predicted model, not a curated record.